AUGAACGGUUCAUAUCACGCGGCCGACGUGUCUAACAAGCGUUGGCCAACGCACGUUGCUGCGAGUCAGACACAGCCUCCGAUUCAGCCAGCCUCAGAAAUUGGGACUCGCCCAACAGCGGCGGCCGGUGAAGGAGCCGGCGGCACCGCGAUCGGCAUUGACCUGGGCAUCACCUACUCGUGCGUCGGCGUCUACCGGAACGGCCGCGUCGAGAUCAUCGCCAACGACCAGGGCAACCGGAUCACCCCCUCAUGGGUCGCCUUCACCGAUGGCGGUGAGCGCCUCAUCGGCGAGGCCGCCAAGAACCAGGUGAGGGAAGGUGACGUGCGCGAGUUCAGCCCCGAGGAGGUCAGCGCCAUGGUGCUCACCAAGAUGAAGGAGACGCCCGAGGCCUACCUCGGCGAGAAGGUCACAGACACCGUCGUCACCGUCCCGGCCUACUUCGACGAUGCGCAGCGCCAGGCCACCAAGGACGCUGGCCUUAUCGCUGGGCUCAACGCGCAAGCACGGCCGGGACAUCUCCGGCGACGCCCGCGCGCUGGGAAGCUUCGCCGCGAGUGCGAGCGCGCCAAGCGCGCGCUCAGCAACCAGCACCAGGUGCGCGUGGAGAUCGAGGCGCUCUUCGACGGCGUCGACAUAUCGGAGCAGCUCACCAGGGCGCGCUUCGAGGAGCUCAACAGCGACCUGUUCCGGAAGACGAUGGUGCCGGUGAAGAAGGCCAUGGCGGACGCCCGGCUGCAGAAGAGCGACAUGGACGAGAUCGUGCUCGUCGGCGGCAGCACCAGGAUCCCCAAGUUGCAGCAGCUGCUCAAGGACUACUUCAACGGCAAGGAGCCCAGCAGGGGAGUCAACCCCGACGAGGCCGUCGCGUACGGCGCCGCCGUCCAGUGCGGUAUCCUCAGCGGGCACGCCAAAGAUGAUAUGGUUGUCAUUGACGUUGCGACGCUGACUCUGGACAUGGAGACCGUGGGUGGGGGUGAUGACCAAGCUUAUCCCGAGGAACACGGUGAUUCCGACGAAAAAGACGCAGGUGUUCACCACGGCGAGCACUGCAUGACCAAGGACAACAAGCUGCUCGGCAAGUUUGACCUCUCUGGGAUCCCACCGGCGCCAAGGGGCACGCCGCAGAUCGAGGUGACCUUCGAGGUGGACGUGAACGGCAUCCUCCACGUGAAGGCGGCGGACAAGGGCACCGGCAGGUCGGAGAAGGUCACCAUCACGAGCGACACCCGCCGACUCAGCCAGGAGGAGAUCGACCGGAUGGUGCACGAGGCGGAGGAGUUUGCAGAGGAGGACCAGAAGGCGAGGGAGCGGGUCGACGCGCGCAACAAGCUAGAGACUUACGUCUACCAGGUGAAGAGCGCGGUGGACGACAGCAACAUGGCCGACAAGAUGGACGCCGACGAGACGGAGAAGGUGGAGGAGGCAGUCAGGGAGGCCAACGAGUGGAUCGACGUGAACUCGGAUGCCGACAAGGAGGACUACGAGGAGAAGCUCAAGGAGCUAGAGGACGUGUGCAGCCCUGUCAUCUCGGCUGUGUACCAGAGGUCCGGCGGUGCACCGUCAGACACCUACGAUGAGGAUGACCAUGAUGAGCUUUAG
Messenger RNA from Miscanthus lutarioriparius, 1602 nucleotides. The record is from the annotation of a GenBank genome assembly. Lineage: Eukaryota; Viridiplantae; Streptophyta; Magnoliopsida; Poales; Poaceae.